UUUUUAAAUUUUAUACAGCUAAUGAUUAUUCGACAGAUGUAGUCAUAAUUUUGUAAAUAUAUCAGACCCAAGCUAUGGUUAUUUUAAACUUCUUUUUCUUUAUUCUACUUCCUCUCAUCUCGUACUGCGGAGAGUUAAAUAGAGAAGAAUUAAAUUUUGCUACUUACGAUAUCAAAUUAUAUAAUGACCAUGAAAUUGAAUACAAACGAGAAGUUGAAGAUGAGUUUAUCAUGGCAUCUAAAUAUGGUGACAAGUUUUCAUGCCUUAUACCAAAGGUUUUCUACCCAAAAAUGUUUAGUGAAGAUGAGGCUGAGAAUUUUGUAAAAAAUUUAAGCAAAUUAUUGAAGCCCUUAUUGAAAGGACCCUGCCUGAAAAAAUCUGAUGGUUGGUGGACAUAUGAAUUUUGUUAUAAAAGAUUUAUUCGCCAAUAUCAUCUUCAUGAUGGGGAAAUUAGAGGUAUGCAAACAAUCCUAGGCAGUUUUUCACAUGAUAUCAAUUGGAAAUCACUGUUUAAGCUUAAGCGAAUUAAUGAAGUGGAUUAUCAUACUCAAUAUUACUCUAAUGGAACUUAUUGUGAUAUAAAUAAUAAACCUAGAGAUGCUGAAGUUAAAUAUUUUUGCUCUUCCAAAAAAUCCCAUCUUUCUAUGGUCAAAGAAUCCAAUUGUUCUUAUGCAAUUCAUGUUCACACACCUCUCUUAUGCAAACAUCCUUUCUUUAACAAAACACAAACAGAUCAGGUACACUUGAUUGAAUGCCAUUCAAAACGAAAACUUUCAACUUCUGAUAUCCAACCUUCUGCCCAAAAUCUUCCCAGCUAUGCCAAUCAAUCUUUCGUUCAAGAUCAGUUCGAAAAUCUGACUACCCAAGAUAAUGAUGAUACGGCGUUUGUCGUAGAUAUGAAAACCGGGAAAACAAAGGACACGGAGUUGAAUGACAAUGGUGUGCAGGAUGAUUCAAUUGAAGAUGACUCUGAUAAUCAAAUUGUAACAGGAAAACAUUCGUUUCGAAUCAACUUCAAUGAUUUGGAUGCACUUAAUAUCCUAUUCAAUAAAAUAAUAAGAAGUGGUCAAAUGACUGAAGACAACCGGGUUGAUCAAAUGAACAAAGCCUAUCACACUUCUAAGACUCGACAAAAAAGAUCGAUUACAAAACCUGAUGAUCUUAUCAUUUUUAGGAGAUGAAAAUUACCAAAAAUUUAUGCAAAUAUUCUGAACACUUUUUUUUAUAUUUCCUAAUUAUUACCUUUUUUUGUCCCAAUCUAACUAUAAAGAUGGGAAGGGUAUAUCGCGUUAUUACAGUUUUUAAAAAUAUUCUGUUUUCGAUUUCGGGAUAAUAUUUAAAUGAUUAAUCGAAUUAGGGUUUGCAAAUACUAAAUUGGAGGUGACAUUUUUUUAAAAAAAUUAAAAUGACUAUGCAAAAUUUUAAACCUGAAAAAAUUGAAUAUAAUAAUUUUAAAGGAUUAAUUAUUUUUUAAUUGAUCAUGUUUAUUUAAAAUUAAUUAUUUAUGGAAUGGCAGCACUGUGAUAAAAAAAUUGUUUAAUGCCAAUUUCCACGGGAAAAUGAUAUAUUUUAAAAUUCUAUUUUCAAAUUUUUGCACAGAAAAAUUAUAAUAUUAAAUAAUUUAUAUAUUAAAAUAAAUUAAUGAUAUUUAUUCAUUAUUAUAUACAUUUGAAGGUA
Molecule: messenger RNA, 1677 nt
Organism: Gordionus sp. m RMFG-2023
Lineage: Eukaryota; Metazoa; Nematomorpha; Gordioida; Chordodea; Parachordodidae
Product: protein OS-9-like
Exons: 10
Coding region: 75-1181 (368 amino acids)
Biological process (GO): retrograde protein transport, ER to cytosol; endoplasmic reticulum unfolded protein response
Cellular component (GO): endoplasmic reticulum lumen
Source: RefSeq, a predicted model, not a curated record